Diospyros lotus (date-plum) is the source of this 1712-nucleotide messenger RNA. RefSeq lists its product as uncharacterized. The record is from RefSeq and is a predicted model, not a curated record. The coding region runs from base 91 to 990 and encodes 299 amino acids. Lineage: Eukaryota; Viridiplantae; Streptophyta; Magnoliopsida; Ericales; Ebenaceae. The transcript has 2 exons.
AUAAUAUUCGCCACUGCAACCAAUUUGCAUUCCACACCAUCCAUCCAUUCCUCAGAAAGAAAGAAAGAAAGAAACAGAGAGAGAGAGAAGAUGAUGACCACAAAACCAUUGAACAAGCCUGCAACAUUUGUCCUCUCAAAAUCUCCUUCUUCAAUGCAACAAUUCCAGCGUUCUGAAAGUACUACAAAGCCGCCCCCGCAGCCUCCCAAGAAGUCCUACACCUUCCAGUUCCCCACCUCCCCUCAGCCGCCGUCCGGCGCCGCCUCGGAAGAGAUCUUUCAUUCCAGUCACCCACAACAUUCCCUAACCCGCGUCACCUCACCGGACCUCUUCACCUGCUCCGGCUGCAAGGAGUACGGGGCCGACAAGCACUUCGCCUGCCGCCAAUGUGAUUUCCAGCUCCAUGAAUUCUGCGCUAAAUCUCCUCAAUUUCUCAAGUCUCAUCCCCUCCAUCCUCACCACAAGCUACUCUUCCAUCCCAGACCCAAACAAGGUGGAAUUUGGGGGCCGAAGUGUGAUAUUUGUGGCAAGCCGAUGAAGGGCUUCACAUUCCGGUGCAGCGCUUGUAGUUUCCAGAUGCAUCCAUGCUGCGCCAUGCUCUCUGUGGAAGUGAACUUCUCGGUGCAUCCACAUCCCUUGAAGCUCUUGCCGGCGACGACAUUGUCGAGCGGCGGUGCCGACUCUACCUUCAUCUGCGGUGAGUGCAAGAAGAAGAGAUCGGGAAGAGUGUACCAUUGCGCGGCUUGCAAUUACCAUCUCCACGCAGUUUGCGCCAAGAACAUGAUCAAUGGGCUUCACGCGACCGGGAUCAAGGUUGAGGAGAAGCCCAACAGGCUGGGGGUGGCGGCGCGCAUGGCGUCCAUAGUGUUCGUGGAGUUCAUUGGCGGGCUUAUAGAGGGAUUCGGGGAAGGAGUUGGAGACGCUCUGGUUCAGAACAUUGCGGGAGGAGGAAGGUGCGUUGGUAGAGCAGGAAGAAGAUCACAAUCGUAGAAUGAAUGAAUGGUCAAUAAGUAGUACUGCAAAAAGCUAGUAAUCAACAAAAUGGUUUUAUGUGAUGUUACAGUGUUGGAGUGUUUUGAAUGAUCAGAACAGAAGAAUUCAAUUCGUUCUGAUUCUUCUCUAUCAUCAGUUUGUGUACGUACGUACCUGAAGAUGUGUUUCUUGGCUGCUCCGCUUGAAGCAGAUGCAUAGCUCUGGAUAUAUACUGAUCAGAAAGCCACAACCAGCAGAUUAUUAAUUAAUUGUAUCCUCAACUCUCUCUCUCUCUCUCUCUCUCUAUAUAUAUAUAUAUAUAUUAUAUCUGUAUUCUUGUGUGUCUGUUGAUGUGUAUAUAUGAUGAUGAAUAUAAUUGGAAGGAAGCAGCAGCAGCUUGCUUAGUUAAAAUGUGAGCUGGGUUUGAGCAGUUUGCAGAUUCUUUAAAAGAUAUAUAAAAGCUGCAGCAAUUCCCCUUCGUAAUGGUUGAAAGACGUCGACUGGUUGUAUUCCCUCUCUCUCCUUCCAGUAAGAAGCUACUAUAUAUAUAUAUAUAUGUCGUUUAGAGUGACAUAUUUAUAUAUAUAUAUAUGUAAUAUCUUUUCGUUAAGGGGCUAGCUGUUGUGAUUCUGAAGAUUGCAGAAGUGUUUCUAAUAGUAGAAGGUGUAUUCUCUCCUCUUAUUAUCAUAUUCAAAUCAUAGAUCAGAUCAUAUUAAAGAGAUUUUACAGCGGAUAAUGAG